AGCGAUGUCUCUUUAAAUGCGGGAGCGUGUGUAAUAAAUGUGGCUGUGGUUGGGUUUCUUCAGCUCUGCCGGUUAGUUCGCAUGAUAUCUGAUAAACCCGAGCAACGCGCAGCAGGCGCAGUUCAAAACAGAACACUCUGACAAACAAACAGAGCGUUUUACGUUUCUGCAGGACGGAAAUAACGUAUUUGGCGUUCUAUUCGGAUUCCGGAGCAACAUUAUUUUUUUCAGCAUGUCAGUGAAGCUUUGAAGAACUUUCUGCUUGGAAACAUCAGGUGUGAUAGGACUACUAACCGCCUGGUGCAACAACGCGAAUCACUGGAUACACAGACUGAUGUAACCUCGGACUAUCCCACACAACAACUCUUCUUAUGUAAAGUGCUUUGUUUUGGUCUGUAAUUGUGAUGCGCGCGGAUCUGGCAUAUGCAGCGUUAGUAAGCAACUCUCUGCGCAGACGGAGCAUCGCAGUCAGUCUACUUCCAGAUGUCCACCUCUCUCUGCUCGUAACAGGUGGAGCUCGUUUCACUCCAUCUGUCCGCUGCUGAAGUGGCAUAUAUGGGCAACCAGGUUGACAAACUGUCACACCUAAGUUACGCCGAAGUUCCCACGACCGACCCUAACGGACUGGACACGGAGGAAGACGGCCCGCGGAUCGGGGUCUCGUACAUUUUCGCCACCGACGACGACGAACUGGAAGAUAACCAUCACCAGCCUGUUGAUGGACCGGAGCAGGAAGAAGAGAAGCGCUACAACGAGCUGGACUGCGCUGUGUACCACCGAGACGAGUGCAUUUAUGAGAGAAGCAGCAACACUACGGAACUGGAGACGUUCAGCCCGGAGAAUUUAUUGAACAGAUGUAAGCCCGGGGACGUGCUGGAGUUCAUGUGCGCCGGUCAGUACCCGCACUGGGCUGUGUACGUGGGGGACUUCCAGGUGGUGCACCUGCACCGGGCGGAGGUCAAGAACAGUUUUCUGACCGAUGCUGGUCAGGGCAGGAGGGGCAGGAUCGUAAACGAGCUGUACAAAUUCAAACCCCUCAGUCCUGACAUGGUGGUGCAGAACGCGAUGGAGCAGGUGGGGGCUAAAGACAGAGAGUUAAGUUGGAGAAAUUCGGAGUGUUUCGCCGCAUGGUGCAAAUUCGGUAAACGGGAGUUCAAGAUGGGAGGGGAGAUACGGAUAGGAAAGCAGCCGUACAGAUUAAAGCUCUUCUUGCCUGACAAACAGUUUCAUGUGCUGGAGUUUCAGAGUUUGGAGGAUUUGAUCAUGGAAAAGAGGAGAAACGAUCAGAUCGGUAAAGCGGAAGUUUUAGAGGAGUUGGCGCAUCAUUUGAGCAAUAACGGAAGUGAAGUGAACGUUCAUUGAUGUGCAACAGGUAGCGGAGAGAAAUGUAUCCCAACAUAACAUGUGCGUGAUUCUCACGAAACCCGUGCAGAACGUUUAACUGCAAAAUUAAAAUCAAAUGUUUUUUGUUCAAAGAAAAUUACAAAACUGGGACAGAUUCUGAUAGGUUUACUCCAUGAUACAGUACUAGCUCUUCAUCAUAUCACUGCGCCGCUCCCAUAGCAGAUGAUCUGCCAUGUCAGGGACUACAUCUUUUAGUGGAAGGAUAUUACUUAAUUUAAUAAUGAUAAUAAAAGUUUAAAUAAAAAAAUGUGUCCUCGAUAUUUUUAAUUUGUUGCAUCCGUCUUUAUAAAAACAAUUAAUCACUAGGCCAUGCUGCAUUGUGAAUAUAGUACUGGCUAAAAUAAUCAGCCCAUAUUGACAGUUUAUAGCACAUGAUGGGUUUAUUGGUUAAGAUUGUUUUUUUUGGAUUGUAACUUAUUGUGAAGCGUUCUUUUCAAAACAAUUAAGCAAAAUUCCCAUUGCUUUAAUGCAAAAAUAUGUUCUUAUAGACUCUGUAAUGUGGUGAAAAUAUAUAUCACAGCAGGCUGGUAUUACCACCUUUAAAUUAUGUUGAUUUUAAUAAAAUAAAAUGCAUUGAAAAUAAUGGAAAUAGCAGUCUAGAUGUAAGCAGGUUGAAUUAUGGUAAUGAGAAUUGGGUGGUAAAACUUGCUAAACUGUCUUUAAAAUAAUGUUACAAUGAAAAACAUAUUAAUUGUCAUAAUUGUAUAGUCAUGGCCAAAAGUUUUGGCAGUGACAUUAAUUUUGUGUUUUGCAAAGUUUGCUUCUUAAGCUGUUGUGGUG
This is a messenger RNA of Cyprinus carpio (common carp), 2184 nucleotides long. RefSeq names its product protein LRATD2. The record is from RefSeq and is a predicted model, not a curated record. Lineage: Eukaryota; Metazoa; Chordata; Actinopteri; Cypriniformes; Cyprinidae.